GUUUCUUGGGAGUAUUUCCAUCUGCAGCAGAGCAGAGCAGUGCAGUGAUAAUCCGAUGUUUGUUAAUUUGAUGCGGUUUAGCUGGCAGCUGAAGCUCCUCCCAAAUUGCCCACCAACCGUCGCCAUUAAACAAAAUCAAUUUCUAUAACUUGUCGAGGAAAUCGAUCGUUCCUUCCUUCCUUCAUUAGGUUAAUCAAUUAUCACAUGCUGAGAUUUCGCAAAUCACGCUUCCCAAAUCAAAACACAAUAAAAAAAAAACAUAAUUUGAGGAAUACUCCAAGUCCAAAUAUAAAAGCAGCAGCAGAUCAGAGCAGAGCAGCUAUCAAAAUCCAAGAUCGCCAAGUCCAACAAAAAGAAGAGAAAGAGGCGUCAUCAACUUUAGUAGAAUCUCCAGUUCCAAUUUUCCAUGGCGACCUUGGCGCGCGUCUCCCUCCCCUCUGUCCUCCUCACGCUGCGGCAUGGCGCAACCACCCAGGGCUUCGCGGCGGCGAGGCCGGCGGCGGUAGUGGCAAAGAGGUUGCUCGGAUCCGUCAGAUGCGGCGGCGCCGCCGAGGCCUUGGGCGCGGACAUGGCGGUGCCGCGGUCGGUGCCGGUGCGCGUCGCCCACGAGCUGCAGCAGGCCGGACACCGCUAUCUCGACGUCAGAACCGAGGGUGAGUUUGCAGGUGGGCAUCCAGUUGGAGCUGUAAACAUCCCAUAUAUGUACAAAACCGGCUCAGGACUGACAAAAAACACACAUUUUCUUGAGAAAGUGUCGACUACCUUUGGGAAGGAGGAUGAGAUCAUCGUUGGAUGCCAAAGUGGCAAGAGAUCCCUCAUGGCAGCAUCUGAACUCUGCUCUGCUGGUUUUACUGCUGUCACCGACAUCGCCGGUGGAUUUUCUGCCUGGAAGGAGAAUGAACUCCCAACCAACAAGUGACGUUGGCCUGAAAGAUUUUCUGCGUUUCUGAAACCUAAUAAUCUGCAGAUGACUUCACGCUCCACGGCUGUACGCCUGUACACUAUGUGGUCUUCUCAAAUGUGAGGCAUCAGAAGAAUACUGAAUAAAUGGAUUUUGAAGGGAUGAAUGGUGCUAGUUUAGAGACUAGGGUUUUAUUAUGUUUAAUUUGCUGUCCUGUCACCCCUUCCAUGUUACCUUUCAUGUUAAUAAACUUUCUUGGCAACAUGACAAUGGCACCUUGCAGUGACUGCAGAUGUAUGAUGAAAAUACUGUUGCAGAUUCCUUUCCAAAAAAAAAAAAAAA
Oryza sativa Japonica Group (Japanese rice) is the source of this 1243-nucleotide messenger RNA. RefSeq names its product thiosulfate sulfurtransferase 16, chloroplastic. The record is from RefSeq and is a predicted model, not a curated record. NCBI's taxonomy places the organism in Eukaryota, Viridiplantae, Streptophyta, Magnoliopsida, Poales, Poaceae.